CUACUGCAUUAAAUAGAACACCAAACAAAGAAUUGAUACUGAAACAACUGCUUCAAGCGAAUUUUGUUAGCUUACUUUCAUUUCGUCAGUUUCACUACAACCGCUGAUGAUGGCGCAUCGUUUUCGUUCAAUGGCACUCCAAGCUCUGCAUUCAAUCCACACAUGCUGCUCGUCGCGGGCACUCCUUUGUUUGGCCAGUAGCUUUGUUGGAGCAACGUUUGCCUUUUGUUAUCUACUGCCUGCAUAUUGGGACUACCAUCAGUUUUCCUCUCAUCUCUCACAGGUAGCAGAUGUGUCUGGCACGGUGACAACAUGUCCGUGUCAAACUGAUCGUAAGAUCAUCAUUCUCUACUGGACAAAAUAUUUUCGGUCGACGGAUUUUGGCUUCGGCAUGGGACUGACACCCUUCCACGAGUGUCACACGAAUCAAACCAGUAACAGAAGAGGAUGUUUAACGACAACGGAUCGAAGUUUCGUGAAUGAUAGCGACGCCAUCCUCUUUCACGCACGUGACAUUAACAUCAACGAUUUGCCUCCGGCCGGAUGGAGGCGACCGCAUCAAAAUUACGUCUUUCUCCUUUACGAGUCGCCAGUCAACACGAAUCUAAACAUGUUGCGACAACCUUUAUUCCGCAAUUAUUUCAAUAGAACAAUGACUUAUCGUCGCGAUUCGGACGUCGUCGAUUUGCAUCCGUACGGCCACAUGCAGUGCAUCGACGCUGCUUCACCAUCGUGUUCCAAAUUGCCACAAACUGCUGAUGCAAAGAAGCCAAACAUCGUCCAAGAGAACGACGAUUCCACGUCGGUUCCCGUCAAAAUAGACUUGACAUUGAAAAAUUGGACUGUCGCCUGGUUCGUGUCGAAUUGCGAGACAAACAGUCGGCGUGAAUUGCUGGCCCGUAACCUGUCGCACUUCAUUCCAGUCGAUAUUUUCGGCCAUUGUGCAAACGCAAACAACAUCACCUGCUCCGAUCGGGCUGCAUGCGACGAGAAACUGAGUCGUCAUUAUCGUUUCUACCUCAGUUUUGAGAACUCUUUGUGUUUAGAUUACGUCACUGAGAAACUCUACCGACCUUUGCAACACAAUGCAGUCCCAGUCGUUUACGGAGGUGCUGACUAUUCUUUGUAUCUUCCGGCUGGAUCGUACGUGAACGCCAUGGAUUUCGGCAGUCCUGAGCGCCUUGCCGAUCACUUGAACAAACUGAUGGGAGACGACGAGCUGUACCUGACGUACUUUCGCUGGAAGUCUAAAUACGCAGUCGAAAGAAGAGCGAAAGACGCAAUGUGCCAACUGUGUCAAUUACUUGGUGAUUCCAAAACGAAAGAAAAGAGUUAUGCAGAUAUUGCUGAGUGGUGGGCAGGUAACAAGACUACCAAUCCAAUUUGCCGGUCGCCACCUGCAACACUUGUUUAGUUGAACAAUCAGCGCAAAGGGUUUGCAACCUAAGGAAAUGCCCCACCUUUCUUUUUCGUUCCACAGUUGGGCCACCAGCGAGAUUGCCCUCGCCGUAGGAUACGGAGGUAAACAGCGUAUCUGAAAUUGCAUCACACAACAACCAUUACUAUUAUGGAAUCGGACGUAGGUAGUAUACAAGAGAAUCAGAUAAAAUUGCAACGCCGUCGGCAAAACAGAGAAUCCUUCUUUUUUCUACGUUCUCCAAAAAUAACCCGUCAUGUUUUGAAUGAAAAUCUCAUUAUAAAAGCCAAGCGUUGCCUGAAGGUGACCCAAUCAUUCUUACGAAUUUGUUUUGUGAGCAUAUUAAUUAGCAGUUUUGUCAGCGAACGCAACUCUUGUUGAUAUUUUCUUCAAUGAUAAUAAAGGAGAUGAAAUACUA
Molecule: messenger RNA, 1835 nt
Organism: Daphnia magna
Lineage: Eukaryota; Metazoa; Arthropoda; Branchiopoda; Diplostraca; Daphniidae
Product: alpha-(1,3)-fucosyltransferase C-like
Exons: 3
Coding region: 107-1414 (435 amino acids)
Cellular component (GO): membrane
Molecular function (GO): alpha-(1->3)-fucosyltransferase activity
Source: RefSeq, a predicted model, not a curated record